AUGGUAUUUCUAUUGAAAUAAUUAUUGCCUUUAGAGUACUUUGGCUGCAGCAAGAGCAGAUAACUUUUAUUAUCCUACAGACUGGGAUCCUUCCAAGGUACCAUCAUUUUUAAACAAUAUAUUUAGGGAAAUAUCACAAAAUUCCAUGAGUAAAGAAGGAAAGGACUAGGAGGUUAAGCAGUAUAAAACCCUGAUCGUAAAAAGAAUGACAUGUCUUAAGGUGCUCCUAAAAUUAGAUUUGAAAUGAUGUUUAACGUCAGAUGCUUAAAAUGCCAGAAUUCAAUUGGGAAAGGAGUCAGAUUUAAUGCUCAAAAGAGAACUGUUGGACAAUAUCUAUCAACUAAAAUUUAUGAGUUUCAAAUGAACUGUCACCUCUGUUCUAACAGAUUAGUUGUUAGAACAGAUCCUAAGGGAUGUGACUACAUUCUUUACAGUGGACUCGAAAAAAGAGCAGCAAGUGAAAACCCAGAAUAGUAAUAACUAGCUUAAUCUUAGAUUGAUUAACACAAAAGAAGAGAGCUUAUUGACAAUAAUGCAUUCUAUAAAUUGGAAAAUGCCAAUGAGGAUAAGUUAAGAGCUGAUGCAGACAUUCCAAGACUAUAAAAAAUUCUAGAAAUCAAGCAAAAUAAUAAAGACGACUUUGAAUGGAACAAAUUACUCAGGAAGAGAAUGAGAGAGAAUAAAUAAGAAUUGAUUGAAUUAGAAAAGGAACAACAGAAGCCUAAGAAUUUCGGAUUAGAAAUGAUCAAAACUUUGGAGGAGAAAGACUAAGAAAGAGUUAAUCAAAUAAGAAUGUAUCAGAGUACUAAUAAUUACAGGAAGCAUAAAAUGAUAGCUCGAGAUGACAUAAAGCGCCAAUCUAUAUUUGAUAAGGAAUGCAAAAUAAAUGAUACAGUGUAGAAGUUGCCUAUUGAUAUUAGAACUAAAAUACAGAAAAUGGCGAAUUCUAAUAAGCAGUAGCUAAGUAAAAAGGAGGAGGAUUAGAAAAGUAAAAUACUCAAGCAUCUUGACAGAAUAAAUAAGUGA
Messenger RNA from Stylonychia lemnae, 1026 nucleotides. The record is from the annotation of a GenBank genome assembly. Lineage: Eukaryota; Ciliophora; Spirotrichea; Sporadotrichida; Oxytrichidae.